Molecule: messenger RNA, 2941 nt
Organism: Ooceraea biroi (clonal raider ant)
Lineage: Eukaryota; Metazoa; Arthropoda; Insecta; Hymenoptera; Formicidae
Gene: RIOK1
Product: RIO kinase 1
Molecular function (GO): protein serine/threonine kinase activity; ATP binding
Source: RefSeq, a predicted model, not a curated record
AAUUGCUACAAUUAAGUCCAAAUUGGAACAGGCCGCGCGCCCCGAUUUGGAGAUUGUGUUUAUUUGGGUGCCCUCGCACAAGGGAAUUUUGGGAAAUGAGACGGCGGAUCGUUUUGCAAAAGAGGCCGCUGGGGACGGCCUUAGACCUUAUUUUAAAGUUCCCUAUACGGAUUUAUUUGCUGAGAUUAAAGAUUCGCAUUUUUUACGGUUUGAGACUUAUUUGCAAGGUAAAGCGGCUCUCACAGGUUCGCAUUAGUUUACUCAUUAUCAUUCAGCGAGACGUUACCCAUGGUAUUAUCAUAAACAAUUGAAUAGACAAACUAUUGUAUUAUUAAACAGGCUGCGUAGCAACCAUUAUAAUUUAAAUUAUAGUUUAUUUCGUAAAAAUAUAGUUUCGUCUGGGGGCUGCACGUGCGGUAAUCCACGUCAGGAUAUGAACCAUGUAAUUUUGUAUUGUCCGUUAUAUCGAGAUAGAGCUUUGUUUUUGAUUACUUUUAUUCAGUCUCAGUAUCAUCGUAUUUUUAAUGACAUAACUCCUUUGCUGCAUGAUCCACCUGCCAAGUUAUGCCGGCUUUUAGUUGCAUUUUUCAAAUCUGUCCAACUGUUUCCUUAAUCCUUCCCCUUCUUAUUCCGCGCGCAAUCAAUUCAACAACUGUACGUUGGACAACCUGACUGGGUCCGAGUCACUGCGCAAUUUUGCUGUUGGCCAUGUCGAACCUGAAAGGGAUCGGGUGCCAUGGAACACUAAGAAGAAGAAGAAGAAGAAGAUGGGCCGUAUAACCUUGCGGAAUCUUGUGUAACGUGUUGUAAUAGAGAAUCGUGAGGUAAAAACUUGAAAGGCAUAAGCGAGACAAGUCAUUAUUAAAAAGAUAUAUUUAUCCAUGAUGUCGGGAAUAUUCGUAGACGGUCAAUUUAGUGACGCCGAAGAGGGAAAUGAUGCACUUUGCGUAUCAAGUACUGUCAACAAGAAGCGCGCAUCUCUUGUCGAUUCUAAUGUGCAACUUGAGAAAGAGGUAGCCAGUCUAAAAAUCAAAGACAUUGAAAACAGUGAUAAUGAUGAUGAUGAUCACUACAGUCACGACAGUGAUUACGAUUUGGAUGUGUACGAUGAUGAUAAUCUUGGACGUAAUAGCAUUGCAAAAACGAGUUUGCAAAGGCCCAAUCUUCAGACCGUGUCCACAAAGGUCACGAAUUACCAGCCGAAGCAUAAGUCGCUGUCUCGUUAUGCAAAUAAAAUUAACUUGGAAAAGUACGAAGGACCAGUGUUGCCGGAUCGCGUGGCAAACGUGCUGAUUCAGAACGAUAGACGCGUCGACAGAGAUCGCGUGAGGGUGAGGGACAAGAGUGACCACGCGACGUGUGAGAACGUGUUGGAUUCACGUAUCAAGAAGAAAUUGCACAAGCUGUUCGAGCGAGGAGUACUGGCGCAGAUAGAUGGCUGCAUUUCGACUGGAAAAGAGGCCAAUGUGUAUUACGCAAGAUCGAAAAAUGGGGACGACAUUGCCAUUAAAAUAUACAGAACGUCGAUCCUAACGUUCAAAAAUCGGGAGAAAUACAUCAGAGGCGAGUAUCGGUUCCAGCACGUGCACUCCUUGCGCAAUCCGCGGAAAAUGGUGAAGAUCUGGGCGGAGAAAGAGUUUUGUAAUCUCAAGCGCCUUGAGCAGGGCGGUGUCAGAGCGCCUCGGCCGAUUUUGUACGGCGGUGGUCACUUGUUGCUGAUGGAGUUCCUAGGUACGGACAGCUGGCCGGCGCCUAAGCUAAAGGACGCCGCGCUCACGGCUUCGAAGGCGAGGACGUUGUACAGAGAAUGUAUCGAAAUAAUGUGGAAAAUGUAUAACAAGUGCAGACUCGUUCAUGCCGAUUUGAGCGAAUAUAAUAUGCUAUAUUUCGAUGGAUCGAUCGUUGUCAUUGACGUUUCGCAAGCUGUCGAUCGCGAUCACUGUAACGCGAUAGAAUUCCUUCGAAACGAUUGCAGCAAUAUCACAGCGUUUUUUAGAAAACACGAUGUGGAUGUUAUGUCUCUUCAAGCACUAUUUGAUUUCAUAACCGAUCCAACGGUAAACGAAAAUAACAUGGAUGAAUAUUUGGAAAUGCAGAUGCAAGUAACGAAACCAGAAAAUGAUUCGCAACAGCAGGUGGAAGAGGCAAUCUUCAAGUGGGCUUACAUUCCUCAGAGAUUGACUCAGGUGAUUAACGUGGAACGCGAUAUAAAACUAGCAAAAUCUGGUAAGGAGGACUUGAUUUACAAGACGUUGGUGGGGUUAAAAGCGGAUUUAUCGAAACCCGCGGAAACACCUGAAAUUCUUGCUGAUAAAUACAACAAAGAGAACAAAGAUACGAGAGUAGGAAGUGACGGUGAUUCCGAAAACAGCGAUAACUCUAGUGACGAAACGGACAGUGAAACGGAAAGCGAGGAUGAGAAUAAGAGGAAAUUUGUGAAUUCAGCCAGACCGCGAAAUGAAAGUUUGGAAAGUAAAAAGGCCCGCAAGAAGGCGGUUAAGGAGAAACAAGCGGAGAAGAGAAAGACAAAGAUCAAAAAACACGUGAAAAAACGUAAAGUAAAAACAUCAUCAAAGGGAAAAUAGAUAUUUGUGUAAAAAAGAUAUGAAAGAUUACAUUAAAUAAAUGUAUUAUAUUAUAUUAUUAUACAUAUACUUUGAUAUCUCAAUGGUACAUCUAAAGCAAAGGCUCUAGCAGGGUAUGUAUGUAGGGUGAAUCGGCCCCAGGCGUAAAUUUUGAUGACACUUGGCUCCAAAGUUAGCUCCCUAUAUGAGAUUUAAGUACACCAAGUUUCAAACAUGGGAAUCACUGUUUUUAGAAGUUAUGUUAAUAAAUGUGAUUUCAUGAUUUUUGCGAAUAUCUCAGUGGUGUUUAGAGAUAUUUAUUUAUAAAAAUACUGGUAGAUGCAGGGACUCAAGCCAAUAAAGGACUAUAUAUCAAC